Molecule: messenger RNA, 3171 nt
Organism: Sphaeramia orbicularis (orbiculate cardinalfish)
Lineage: Eukaryota; Metazoa; Chordata; Actinopteri; Kurtiformes; Apogonidae
Product: up-regulator of cell proliferation-like
Exons: 5
Coding region: 1-3171 (1056 amino acids)
Molecular function (GO): GTP binding; protein binding
Source: RefSeq, a predicted model, not a curated record
AUGGUGAUGUCAUCAGUGAAUGUGAAGAUGGUGUUGGUUGGGUGGGAUGGAUGGAGUACAGUUAUUGGUGUACUGGGCAUAAAGAAGAGGGCUCAGCACACAGCCCUGGGGGGAGGCAGUGCUGAGUUUGAGGGUGGAGAUCAGUUUGCUCUGCAGGUGAACUGGUGGAAUGAGGAGGGGAUGCAGUCUCUGAUGUGUCGGGAGACUAGCUGCUCAAGGCACUUCAUUGUGGAUGUCAGAGCUAUUGGUCUGUUGUCCUUGAGGCUGGCUAUGGCAGUUUUCUUGGGGAUGGGGAUGAUGGUGGCUGCUUUCAGGCACGAGGUGGUGCCCCCUCCUGGUAGGAUCACGUUCCUGUCAGUGAAACCAAACUCUGUGCUCCUGAGCUGGGGAUGUCCACAGGGACUGCAGGGGCCUAAGAUAUUCAGAGUAAAGUGGAGCUCUUCUAAUAAGGUGGAGGAUUUUAUGAUUGUCAAAGAUCUUCUUAGAAUGGAAAUAAGUAACCUUGGAAUUGGACAAAGGUACGAGUUCAGUGUGGCCACAGAGGAUGAUGAUGGCAUUUUAAGAAGUGAACCUCUGGCAAUACACACUGAAGACUGCUACAAGAUGUUCACUGACUUAACGCCAGAUACAGACUAUGUUAUCUCUGUCUCAACAGUCCUGAGCAAUCAGCUCAGUGAACGUAUCCCUAUACGUAUUCAUACAGAGCCGUGUCUUGGGGAGUUGCUCUCCAAGCUUGGACUUGCCGAGCAGUAUGAAAACAAGCUCACAAUAAGUACUGUCCUUGAAAUUAAUCAAAAUGAUAUAUCUGGUCACAAACCAGAAAGUGCAAACUCACUUCCAGAGGCAUUUGUGAAGAGGCUUAUUACAUUAGACACAAACACUAGAAGUGUCCACUGUCUGUCCCACAAUGUGGACACAGAUAAGAAGAAUGCCAUUAAUCCCCUGGACCUUUCAACAGCUAUCUUUCUCUGUUCAGAUGGUUUUCUUCAGCAGGACAUGGUUCUGAAAAUGUCUCUCUGCCAGUUUGCAGUACCCCUCUUGUUGCCAAACCAAGAACAGAGAGAAAUCACAAUGAUGCUGUGGUCCAUGCGUGAAAUUGUGCAGACCUUUAGCCCUUCCAUUCAGGCAUUCAGUAAGAUGAGCUGCGAAGAAAGAAUGGUGCUCUCCGAUGUACCUUUAGUGUCAUUUGUCAGGCUGGGGAGAACAGCCUUUUCCAAGUCUGAGCUGCUCAACCGCCUGUUCAGUAACAAUCAGCAUUACCAUGACACAUUCUAUCACCGAAACAUGGAGUGCGGUGAUGUCCCCAGGAAAAUAUCUGAAGGGCUGGUUGAAAUCACUUGGUAUCUCCCGUGUGGAAACAAGAAAAUAGACAAGUUCACUGAACCAGUGGCUGUCGCUAACCUGAGAGGAGACAUUAAGGCAUUUGACCUCCAGUUCUCAUUCCUCUGUCAAACAUCAGCAGCUGUUUAUGUCUUCUGUGACGAAUCUGAAGCUGACUAUUUCAAGAAUCUGGAAGGAAGAGAUGUAAAAGCAGAUGUCAUUCUGAUUAGCAGUGUACAGGGAAAAACCUUUACACUCAAAACAGUACAAGUCAAACCAAGCUUUAAGGCAACGAAUGAGAGCCAGAGAAGAAAGAACCCAAUGGAGCUGUUAGAACCCCUUCACAAAUCAAUCUCGAAGGUCUUAGAAAGCUCUCCAAACAAAGUGUCCAUAGCAAAUAUGGCCAAGACAGCUCGUGACUUUGGUAUUCUGGUGGAUGAGGACAGCGAUGAAUGUCAGAGUGCCAAAAAGAAUGUAAAUAAAGUCACCAGAUAUAUAACUGACACCUCUGUAUUCAAAGCCACUCAACUUCCUUCCCAGGGACAAGUCUGGAAAGCUAUUUCAUGGAUAGAAAAUGAGUACUGGAGGUUGCGAAACAAUAAAAGUAAAAACAAGGAAGACUACCGCGAAUCUCUGAAAACAAAGGAAAAGGACCUCAGACAGAAGCAGCAAAGAUUUGAGAAGUCACCUGCAAUGUCAGAUUUCCUUCAUGGGGUGGUCACCUCAGAAGUGCAACGCUACUAUUUCCUCAAAUGGUUGGAAAUAGAUCUGGAAAAUGUGUCCUGGGACCAUGUGUCACGUUUGCAGAAUCAAUACAAAGAAAUUUGCCAAAAAUUUCCCCAAGAUGAAGAAAAAAUUGCAGAUAUAGAUAAACAAAUUUCAGAUGUUUCAUUAUGUCUGAAGCAUUUUUUUCGAGAGUGUGGGCAGCUGUAUGAAUGCUCAAAUUCCCUUCCAGAACACAGCCGUCAAAGAAAAACCAUGGAAAAUCUACCUGCACUGCAUGCUCAGAUGCUGCUGGAUGGUUUUCCUGUAGAGCUUGUUGAUGGUGAUGCCUCAAACAUCCCAAUUAAAUGGAUCACUGACGUUCUCACCGAGCUCCACAACCUUAUGCAUUCCAGCAGUAAGGUAAAGGUCAUUGCAGUCAUUGGGUCUGAAAACUCUGGUAAAUCCACUCUGCUCAACAGCAUGUUUGGGGUCAGGUUUGCAGUGAGCAGAGGAAGAGGUACCAGAGGGGCUUUCAUCCAACUGAUUAACGUCCACAAAGACAUAAAGGUGGAGCUGGGCUGUGACUGCAUCAUGCUCAUUGACACUGAGGGACUAAAGCCACAUCAGAUGGUUGAAAAUGAUCACAGUCAUGAACGAGACAAGGAAGUGGCAAGCCUCGCUGUGGCUCUCAGUGACAUAACCAUCGUCAGUCUUGCCAAAGGGAAUUCCAGAGAGGAGGAUGUCUUGGAGAUAGUGCUUCAGGCUUUCACAAGAUUAAAAGACAAGGGUGAGAAGCAGUGUCAUAUUGUGUGUUCCAACAUGGCUGACUUACCUGCAGCUGAGAAGAGAAAAAGUAAUACAGUGCUAGUGCAACAGCUGAAUAAAAUCAUCCAAAAGGAUGUGAAUAUGAAGAAGGCCAACAUCACAAAGAUCUCAGAGGUGAUGAAGUUUGAUCCAGAAACAUGUUGCUGGAACAUUCCUCCACUUCGGUGUGGGACUCCACCUAUGGCUCCUGUUAGUGGUGACUACAGUAAGAUAGUGCACACUUUAAAGACACGGCUGCUAGGAGAUCUGAGAAAAAGCAAGGAAAGAGGUGAUCUGACACAGUUUGUCAAGAGGCUAGAAAGGGUCUGGAAGACAUUGUGA